AAGAGCAGGGAGGACACACUGUGCACGGACAGCACACAAAUGCAUCCAGCCAUGGCACCUGCAAUCUCUCUGCAUGUCUCACUGACUCCCACUCACAAGAUUCGAAAGCCUCUGGUGGAAAAGUUCCGGCGAGAGCGAAUCAACAGCAGCAUCGAGCAGCUCAAGUCUCUCCUGUCCGCCGAGUUCCUCCGGCAGCACAACGACUCCAAGAUGGAGAAGGCGGACAUCCUGGAGAUGACCGUUUGCGUCCUCAGGAGACUCCAGUCCGGCCCUCCAACCGGGGCGCGCUUUGAACGAAUCGAGUCUUCCUGUGAGAACAGUCUGGCGGAGGAGGACUUUUCUCCUCUCAGCUCUCCGGGCCGCGGUAGCAGCAGCAGCAAGGAGGAGCGCUCGUCCCAGAGCAUCCCCUGGAGGCCCUGGUAGACCGACUCAACUGACUCCCAUGAGCCGUUCUCAUGACAACUUGUUUUAUUUCCGAUGGAAACUAUCGACGGAAUAUCUUUUGUUAUGCACGAUGCAUUUAUCACAUCUGAUUGCAAUUGCAAUUUUCUUCUUUUCCAUAUUUUUUCAAAUAUGAAAAUGUUCAUUUGUUAUUGAUCAUAUUGAUCAUUUUGUCUUGCUGGUUGAUGUCCUAUGGAAACAACAGCAAUAAUAAUAUAUUGUUGUGCAUGUUGCAUAAAGAGUCCGAUUGCUUUGACAAUCAUUAUUAACCAGUUGUGAAUCUUUUCAUGUAUUUUUACAUGAUGAUGUUACUUCUGAUCAUAUUGAUCUCUUACUUUUUGGUGGAGGAAUUUUCCAAUAGGAAACAUUUUGCAAGAAUGUUUUUCAUGCAUGUUGUAUGAUCUAUUCUGGUGAAUCUCAUUAGAGUCCGAUUACUUCGACAAUCAUUAUUAACCAUUUGUGAAUCUCUCCAUGUAUUCUUACAUGGUCACAAUGUUCAUUUUCUUGUGUGUUAUUGAUUGUAUUGAUCUCAGCUGUUAUUUUCCUAUCGGUAAAAUAGCAAAACGGUCUUUUUUAUCAUGCAUGUUGCAUGGCUCUUAUUGUAAGUUUGCAAGGUUAUUUUGUGACAUUCUUAUGGAUAUGGAUCCAAUUUUCUUACUGAUCAUGUUGAUUAUUUUUUUCUGGGUGACCUUUUCCAGGAAAACAAAAGCAAUACUCAUUGUUUAUUUAAAGCCUUUUGACACAUUUUUGUAUGUCAAUGAUGUUACUCCAUCAUGUGAUUGAUCAUAUUGAUCUCCACUUUUUGCUGGGUUACUUUUCCUAUGGAAACAAUAGCAAUAAUAUCUUAAAAUAACAUGUUUAUAGUGUAUGUGGCAUUAAAAUUAUGAUUGCUUUAGCGAUUGUAUUUUUGAUUGUUGUAAGACCUUUUGAUACAUUAUUGUAUGCAAACGUGAGGACAUUGUGUUUUAUAGCAAUGUUCUGGAUCAUACUGAUCUUCUGAUUGCUCAUGUAAGAUCAAAAAAAGAUUGUCUUCUCAGUCUAAUGUCAGAUUAACAUUCUGACCUGUUUUAAGGUGGCUUUUGUCACAUCAAUGUCUUUGUUAAUGUCUUUUGUAAAGACAAAUGUCUCUGAUUGUGUUAUGUCUCAUCACAUUGCUGAGUUGAGUCUUUGUCACUAAACAAAAAUGUUAUCGUAAA
This is a messenger RNA of Syngnathus typhle (broad-nosed pipefish), 1637 nucleotides long. RefSeq names its product transcription factor HES-5-like. The coding region runs from base 40 to 423 and encodes 127 amino acids. The record is from RefSeq and is a predicted model, not a curated record. Gene Ontology annotation, molecular function: RNA polymerase II cis-regulatory region sequence-specific DNA binding; protein dimerization activity; DNA-binding transcription factor activity, RNA polymerase II-specific. The transcript has 2 exons. NCBI's taxonomy places the organism in Eukaryota, Metazoa, Chordata, Actinopteri, Syngnathiformes, Syngnathidae. Gene Ontology annotation, biological process: regulation of neurogenesis; regulation of transcription by RNA polymerase II; anterior/posterior pattern specification. Gene Ontology annotation, cellular component: nucleus.